GUGGCUAAUGCGUGGGGAAGCGUUCGGAUUGUCACAUUCACGGAAGGAACUGGCCGAGGUCCUUGUCUCAACUUUGGCGCUCGGCACGCUGACGGUCAGAUUCUAGCCUUUUUACAUUCCGAUACCCGUCUCCCGGAAGCGUGGGAUGCACGGAUAUUGGCUACCUUGGCCGGGGAUGGCGCUAGUGGGGUACGGACCAAUGCUUGCGCCUUUGGCUUUGGCAUUGACACGUACCCACCGGGAAUCCGCGCGGUCGAGACGACGGCGAAUCUUCGCUGCAGACUGUGGUCGUUGCCGUACGGCGACCAAUGUUUGUGUUUGCCCACCAAUGUGUUUCACUACUUGGGCGGCUUUCCCCACCAAUGCAUUAUGGAAGACUACGAGUUGGCGGGUCUCUUACGCCAGCGCGCGGCACUGCUUCCCCGUUGGAACGUGGCGCGGGAAGCUUUACGCAUCAUCCCCGGCUCACCCGCAUUGUGUUCUCCGCGACGCUGGCAAAGCUACGGAGUGUUGUACGUGACUUGGAUGAAUUCCAAGCUCGUCCAUUUGUACGCGGGCGGUGUAUCUCCGGACGAGAUUUACCAACGUUACUACGGACAAUCACUACCUUCCGCCUCAGCAUAA
Messenger RNA from Phaeodactylum tricornutum CCAP 1055/1, 624 nucleotides. RefSeq lists its product with no specific name. The record is from RefSeq and is a predicted model, not a curated record. NCBI's taxonomy places the organism in Eukaryota, Bacillariophyta, Bacillariophyceae, Surirellales, Neidiaceae. The transcript is spliced from 2 exons. The annotation marks the transcript as partial.